GCAGACAAAGGCGAGGGGCGGCGGCGGGCGCCAUGCGCGCGGUGCGGAAGCGCUGGACGGCGUGCACCAUCAGCAUCCUCCUCAUCGUCUACAAGACAAAGGAGAUCGCGCGCCCCGAGGAGCGCCAGGAGGCCCCGCUGCCCGGAGAUGGUGAGCUGAGUUUGAGUAGAUCAAUGAUCAAUAGCUCUGAUAAAAUAACUCGAAAGGGUGGCUCCUCAAUCUUCCAGCACUCUGUAGAAGGUUGGAAAAUCAAUUCCUCAUUGGUACUGGAGAUAAGGAAGAACAUCCUUCGGUUCUUGGAUGCUGAAAGGGAUGUCUCGGUGGUCAAAAGCAGCUUCAAGCCAGGGGACGUAAUCCAUUACGUGUUGGACAGGCGCCGCACGCUGAACAUCUCGCAGGACUUGCACAGCCUCCUCCCCGAGGUUUCCCCCAUGAAGAAUCGGCGAUUUAAAACCUGUGCAGUUGUUGGGAAUUCUGGCAUCCUCCUGGACAGUGGAUGUGGAAAGGAGAUUGAUAGCCAUGACUUUGUAAUAAGGUGCAAUCUAGCUCCUGUGGUGGAGUUUGCUGCAGAUGUGGGAGCUAAAUCUGAUUUUAUUACCAUGAACCCAUCAGUUGUACAAAGAGCGUUUGGAGGCUUUCGGAAUGAGAGUGACAGAGAAAAAUUUGUGCAUAGACUAUCCAUGCUGAAUGACAGUGUCCUUUGGAUUCCUGCUUUCAUGGUCAAAGGCGGAGAGAAGCAUGUGGAGUGGGUUAAUGCAUUAAUCCUUAAGAAUAAAUUGAAAGUGCGAACCGCCUAUCCAUCACUGAGACUUAUUCAUGCUGUCAGAGGCUACUGGCUCACAAACAAGGUCCACAUCAAGCGUCCCAGCACCGGUCUCCUCAUGUACACGCUUGCUACUAGAUUUUGUGAUGAAAUUCAUCUGUAUGGAUUCUGGCCAUUCCCAAAAGAUUUACAUGGAAAACCAGUCAAGUAUCACUAUUACGACGAUCUAAAGUAUCGGUACUUUUCUAAUGCCAGCCCUCAUAGGAUGCCACUAGAGUUUAAGACUUUAUAUGUACUACAUAACAGAGGAGCACUUAAACUAACAACAGGGAAAUGUGUACAGCAAUAAAGCACGUGUAAAAUACAAGAAGAAGUCCAGAGUACGCACUUCAUCGUAAAGAUGUUAUGGAAUGGCAAUGGGAUUCCAGUGAGGAUAUACUUCAAUACCCACUAAGCCAUUGGAAAAACGGAUUUUUAUCAGAAGUGCAUAACCAGCUACUAUACCUGUAAAGUGCUAUGAAGCUAAGCUAUCUUGACUGCAAGGGUUCAAGUAAGUGCCACUUUCACUAAGAACAAAGCUUGAAUGUAUACUCAGUAGUGUUUACAGGACCCAGCGAUACAUUCAUCAUGAAUUAAAGAAGAAACAAUUAGCCUGCUUAUUGCUGACUUGCCAGAGCGCUUAUCAGAGAAACCCCCAGUGCGUGGGGCCGUUUCUCGAGGAAAUACGCAGGGCUUCAGCGGCAAAGAUCACGAUGGGAUUGCGCAGAGAAAGCAAGGUCCGUAAGAUCGGACAGAUGGAGCAAAUGCCUUCAGUCAGAGGACUGUUUCUGAUCUUGUAUUAUAACCUCAGCUUUUGUUGCCGUUUUUCUUAUUGUCGUGGGUUGGGUUUUGUUGCUCUUGGUAUGGGAACCCUCCAAGGAUUUGGGGGAUGUGAUGAAUAAUUAAAAGUAUGUAUCUUAAGGAAUUGUCGUAGGAGAAGAAAAUUGGCAAGGGAGGGAGGGUGGAGGGAAACAUCAAAUGCUUUAUCACUUGGUGUUGUGUUGUAACUUGCUGUCGCACAACUCUCAACCUCCCAGGGUGGUUUUCUAGCUACAGCUGUCGGUACCCACUACUUGGAACCACUCAGAGAUCGGUCAUUUUGAGCCUUUUUUUAAAGAGAGGAUUUUCGGUUUUAUUCAGAUCUGUGGACUCACUUAACAAAAAGGUGCCCUUAUUUUUGGUACCAAAGAUUAAGCUUCUUUUCUAUACUCAUCUUUUCCUUUUCUUGAAGAAAUAAUGAACAUUUCAUAUGAUGUUUCUUUGCUGAUGAAGGAAACAUUUGCUGAAUCAUUUAUUUACAGUGAUUUAUGUUGUUUGAGUUGUUUGCAUGAAGCAUCUCAAAGCCUCUUUAUUGACGUUGCCUGUAGAGUUUUAUUCUUCGGAAAUAUCUGCAGGAGAAAAGAGAUUAUCUCAUAUGUUCAAACGCAUACAAUUUUUAUUCCUAAUUGAAAGGAGAACAAGAAGUCUAAAGGAACUCAGCUGACAUAUUGGAACUUGUUAAAAGAAAAAAAAAGACCUAACCAAUUAAAUGGAAAAUAAAGGAACUGUAGAUCAAGCAGUUCUUUCAAAACUUAAAUUUCUCAUGAUGUCAGAUAAUACAUCUCUCUGAUGCACCUCUUUUGUAUGGGCUUGACGUAGGGAUGUGAAGUUGACUGAAAUAACACAGAGCUGUAUUAUCCCGUUGAUUUUUCUGAGCAGUUUUCUUUUUCUUUAUUCACCAGACCAACAAUUCUUUUGCUUCCUGCUUUCAGAAAAGAGAAUGAUAAAUUGGAGGAGAGAGGGUGGGCAGAAUAUCAGUACGAUGUACACACGGUACAAAACCUGUGUUCAUAUGGUUUGUUUUAGCUCUGUAUGAGCAAGGAGAGGAGGUCACCCGUUUCUACCACUUUCAUGGCAGGCUACGCUAAGGAGGAGGGAUAUGGGUACCAUGUAUGGGUAUUUUCCCGUAACGUUUUCAGCUCCAGGAUAGGUCCUCAUCUCCAAAUGUUUUAUCCACUGUAUAUAUCAAAUCUUGAGCUAGUGUUGGAGAAUUUCAUGUGUAAAGAAAAGUUCGAGAACUUUUAGCAUUUAAAAAGAAUACGUGCCACUUUUUCCCCUAUGUUUCCCUUUAAGUUCACAUAUGCAUGACUAGAAGUCUGUGAUGAUGCAAAUGUAGUAGCCUAAAUCCCUGACUUACAGUCGAGUUUUCUAGAAGCUGGCAUGAAAUAGAAAGUCCUUCUGCCAUAGCCCCAGAAUAGUAGCGCUGUCCUGUUUACCAGUCUCUCCAACCCCAGGGCAGUUUCCUUCGGCUGUGUGCCGAGGUGUGGGAUGCAGUUCCAAUCCAAUGAGCAGUGAAACCAAGGCAUCCCUAGGAACUCAAUAGCAGUACAGACUGGAGUGUAUUUAAUUUGUCAUUGAUGAACCGCAGAGUGUUAUACGUACACAGUGUAAGCUGGCAGCUUAAGAGAAGGCUAUUUGCUUGGCGAAAGAUGUGUGUGUUCCUAUUCUUUCUGUUGGGGUUUUGUGGCUGUUGUUUCUUUGACACAUUUUGUAUGCCCUAAUUGACUCUCUGUUGAGAUAAAGGGUUCAGAGCUGUCAGUCUCACAGAAGCUCAAAGAAGUGCCUGCUUAGCUUUAUCUGUUCCCCUGGGAAUGUGCUCUCUUCUCCGCUCCGCUGUCAGCCCAUCAACAGAAGGGGAAUUCACGUCGACUGCAAGAUGAAGUAGUACGUGGGUUUUUUUCUCCACCUCAGGGAAGCUUUUAAUACACCGGUACGAGUAUUUCUCUGAGAGCAAAGUAGAUGACAAUACUAUAAUUCUUCUGGUAGUACCAAAAAAAAAAGCGGAGGGGGGGAACAAAAAUGUCAACCUUCUGUAAUUGGAUAAAUGAAAUCAAGGAGUCAUUAAUGAUAAAGGAUAGAUAAGGGGAGGUUGCAUUUCUGGGUCAGCAGAUGAAGGAUGGACAAAAGUCCCUGUUGACAAGGGUCACAUCUGAUUUUCUGGGUGAGGUUUAGUUCACAAGCCAUAGAGGCACAUUGCCACCCUAGCAUUAAGCCUAGUCCAAUCAGGCAACAAGUUUUCUCAGACUUGGUUUUGCACAGGCCAUGACAGCAGCACCUUCUUCCAAGGCAACAGCAGCUUACUGGGACCUUCUCAAAACCAGCCCUCACUCUUUGUUCCCGUGUGCUUUUCCACAUUGGAAUUGCCCACAGUUGGCACCCUUGACCUUCUCCUUAGGCUGGGACUUGGACUGUUUUCCCCACUGAAAGCAAGUGUCUCCUCCCUGACUCGUGGCACUACCCUGGUGUGCUUUAUUAUAUUCAUCCCUCUCAUCAUCCAACACUAGCAGUGACUAACACAAAAUGGAAGAAAAAGAAGGGUCCCAAAUAAUGUCAUGAUAUCUGCCUUGAUGAGGAUUAACUGAGGAAUAUGCUUCGACUGAGUGUUCCUCAGAUUUAUCCUCAAGAAAGUUACAUUGAUUGCCAGCUGUGGUUCCUAGAAGUAUGCUAAGAAUAAGAACAGGGAGCUACAGCAAGACAGCAGACUGGAUAUUUUUCAAAAUCUUUUGGCAGCUCUUUAAGAAUUUGAUUUAAUUCAGGUAAACGUAUUGUGAACUGUUUAUUAAUAUAUAUGUUAAUGUUUUUGUGGCAGAUACUCUCAUAUUUCAUAAAAAGCAUAGAUAAAUAUAUUUGUUGGCUACAUUUUCAACUUCAGGACAGUUCUUUCUCCCUCAGCUCUGAGUCACUUUCCAGAUUUAAGAUCUACUAAACCUUUCAAACUUUGGCUGGUUUACAUGAUCUGCUAUGUAAUAAGAAACCAGACCACAUUUAAUGAAUACCGUACCAUUAUUUGUUAAAGAAUAAAAUCAACACAUACUAGAAGUCAGCACCUUUUUUAAUAACUGCAGCUUGAAGAAAAGCCAAUCAGUACCUUUUUUGGUGUGUUUGAUCUGGCAGUGCUGAGCACUUCCUACUCACAGUGACUUUACUGGGAGUGACAUGUCCAGAACUUAGGUGGGCAUCUAGAUUGGCAUCUUCAAGGAUCUGACUCUUAAAUUGCACAUUAUUAUUUAUUUUUAAGA
Nothoprocta perdicaria is the source of this 4860-nucleotide messenger RNA. It is a transcript of the gene ST8SIA4, whose product is annotated as ST8 alpha-N-acetyl-neuraminide alpha-2,8-sialyltransferase 4. Gene Ontology annotation, molecular function: alpha-N-acetylneuraminate alpha-2,8-sialyltransferase activity. Bases 33 to 1112 code for a protein of 359 amino acids. The transcript is spliced from 5 exons. The record is from RefSeq and is a predicted model, not a curated record. Gene Ontology annotation, biological process: N-glycan processing; oligosaccharide metabolic process. Lineage: Eukaryota; Metazoa; Chordata; Aves; Tinamiformes; Tinamidae.